CUCUCCCUCACACUCCCAUUCCAUCCUGUAACGUAUAAGGGAGCCGCCCAGCUCAGGGGAUCUUCUUGCUAGCAAAGUUAGCACUUCCAACAGAAACGCGUCCACAGAUACAGUCAUGUCCUCAUUAAGCUCCAAGUCGUCUGAAGAGCUGUGUAAACUUUUGGAUGAAUAUGGGAUUAACCAUGGACCCAUUGUGGACUCCACCAGGAAGCUUUAUGAGAAGAAGCUGACAGAGGCCAUGGCCAAAAACAAGAAGCCAUCAUCUGACAAGACGUACUACAGAGAAGAACAGGAAGAAAUCACAUACGUUACAUAUCAUCCAUCAGUGCAACAUGAAAACUUUGGAGACGUAACAAGAAGAAUGAGGACCUAUGAGAAUGCUGAUGAUGCGGAUAAUGAAAAUGAACCUAUCAUCAGCUACACUCGAACAGCCUACCAGAGUACACCCCGAUCUAGACCAACAGCCUACACAAGCAAGUCAAGCCUCCAGGAUGCUAGUCCAGGAACAGUCAGAUCUGAAGGGAGCAAAUCUGGUGGUGUGCCUGGGUGGCUUCGUGUCUUGGUUUUCAUCAUCAUUGCAGUGUUUCUUUACUAUGUGUACUCGAACAUGGAGUCUGCAGACGAAAACCCUUUUAAAAAGAUUGAUGCAUAAAUAGUUGCUCAUUAGUCCAUACAUAUGAAGCUAUAUAAAAAUGCUAAUUUUUCCCCUUGAGGUGAUCCAUUUCCAUGUUCAUUACAAGCACAAAUUUUUUUCUAUUAGGAACUUUAUAUAUGUGCAUAUUUUAUAUUAGAUGCACUACCUGUUCAUGAACACAGUUUUACAUGGCCGACAUGUGGUGUGCAAUUGUUUUGUUGUGCAAUUUCCAUGUAACCAAAAUGAUAUGGUGGGGGUUGUUGGUCAGCCCAAUAAUAGCCAUAAUUUUAUACAAAAAAACACAAAACAAGCCAUUAUAAAAUAAAAUUGUGUCCAAAACACAA
Messenger RNA from Neoarius graeffei (lesser salmon catfish), 978 nucleotides. RefSeq names its product emerin (gene emd). The coding region runs from base 116 to 652 and encodes 178 amino acids. The record is from RefSeq and is a predicted model, not a curated record. The transcript is spliced from 7 exons. Lineage: Eukaryota; Metazoa; Chordata; Actinopteri; Siluriformes; Ariidae.